UUGUACGUGAUAAAUGGUCAGGGUGGUAUUAAACAGGAGUGCAAAGCUAGUGAAAACGCCGAUACUUGCUUGAUGCAUUUAUUCAUGAUCGGUGAUCCCGAUUAUAAAUUCCCCGAAAAUAUGGACAACAUGGAUAAACAGUGCAGAACAUAUAAAACUCACGAGAAAUGCAUUAAAGACUAUUCGACUAAAUGCUUGAAGACUUUUCCCAAACAAGUGACUAAUGUCAUGGCGUAUGGUGCUUCGAAAACAAAUAAGGCCUACUGUUCCAGUAGGCGCCGUAAGGAGUCGUAUAUAGCCCUUGGAAAGUGCGGUAAUAAAUUGAAACCUCAAUUUGACAAAUGCAUGCGAGCGUACGUGGACAGCUUACUAGCAUGUCUACGGGAUCAUAUGGAGCGCCAGGGUCCGCCCCUGUGUCCCGAUAGUAACGUCGAGGAAAUGGAUAAUCUAGUGGACGGUUACGCCAGCGAAGUCUUAAGCCUUGUUUGCGGCGAUUAUACGGAAGAGUCUGACAAAUGCGUCAAAUUGCUGCCUAAAACGCCCAAAAAGUUGCCGGCUCAAAAACAACCUAAAUCUAUCCUACCGCCAUUUAUUAAUAUAUUGAGUGCGGUGCCGAAAUAA
Molecule: messenger RNA, 621 nt
Organism: Oppiella nova
Lineage: Eukaryota; Metazoa; Arthropoda; Arachnida; Sarcoptiformes; Oppiidae
Source: the annotation of a GenBank genome assembly